AUGCAUAAAGAUGCCUUCAGGACUGGAAGUACCCCGGGCGCUCGCCGCCCUUCGAGCACGAAUGUGCAAAGGAGAAGAGAAGCCUCGACCGCCUCAGCUCCAAGUGGAAGUCGUGGCUCCGCACCUUGGGCUGACAGCAGCUUCAGCCUUCAGGCUCCGUGGCUGUUCGACCUUCCAGAUGCUAUAGGCCUUUUGGUUCAGCAGCCACUCUUGCAGCUGCGGGCAGAGCUUCGUGUUGAGGACGAUGACACUGAUAGCGCGAGAAAUCCAGGCAGCAGCAAUCUGUCCUGCCUCUCCAUUUUCCUUCGUCGCAUGCUUCAGGCCUUAUUGGAGCUUCAGCAACUUGUUGACUCUUCCAGGUCAGGGCCGCACGGCCAUGGUGUUUCGGCCAUGAUGCAAUGGCUUGGCCGAACCAGGGAAGAGCUUUGCUUGUGGGGGCAACGAGCUGGCAGAGCUCUUCGUGCGCUGGCAGGGUCCAACGAAAAGCUUCAAGAGCCCAAAGAGUUCGGCAAUCAACUGCAUUCUUUGUUGGAGGGCUCUUUUAUGGAGGCUUUGAAGCAUACGUCAUCACGCUUUGAUGAGGAGCUUUCCCAGCUGCGGGAGGAAUUACAACAGACAAGAAGCGAAGCUACCGCAGCAGCCACAGAGGCGCAGAAGCAAGAGGCUAUUGCUGCUGCCAAAGAAGCAGCACAAUGGCGAGCUUCGUUUGAGCAACUACUCCACAAGAAGUUCGAGGAUUCCCAAGCUGCAGACGAGCUGCAUUGGCACAACCUGCGUGAGGAAAUCAUCCGCAGCAAAGACUACGUGUUCAGUGAGCUUGCAGAGCAGCACAAGCAUAGUGUCAAGAACCUCUCAGAACUUUGGAGCUCACAAAAUCUACAGCGAGAACGAGAGCUACAUCUGUUGCGGGAACAAGCUGAGAAUGCCCUGAUGGAAAUGAAGUCCUCCAUUGGAAGUGCGCAACUUGCUUCCUCCAAGGCUGAGUCAGAGCAACGCGCUUUGUCGGCCAGUGAGCAGCGAGAAAAGGGAGCUCUCUCGUUGCUGCUCGCAGAAGCCAUGGAUGCUGUUUCAACCAGGGAUCGAAGCGUCGAUCACUUGCGUAGAUCAUUGGGAGAAGAACAUGCAAGGCCAGAACCAGUUCAAGCUGCGAUGACCUUAUCUCAAUGCCAAACACCCUCCAUACUGGGAAGCGCCGGUCCUAUUCCACCGUCACCAAAACCCUCAGCCAUGGACACUGCCAACAUCGGAUCUCCGGGAAAAUAUGCGGAGAGGACGAUUCGGGUGAUGCAAGCAGGCAGCUACGAGGACAGCUCUGCAUCUGUAUGUCGUUUGAGCACAGAGUCAACUCCCUAUGGAGCAAAACAUCUGCCAGAAGCACUUUCGCGCCGCACAGUCAUGGAAACAUCUCAAAGCGAGAAGGCAGGGCUGCAAUCUCAAGUUGCACAAGGAGCUGGCGUUCCUCCACGCCCGGCCGUUGACACUCAGAGUUGUAUGAGCGGGCAAAGACCAUUCAGGAUUGACAAGGUGCCCCAAUCGGUCUCUCUGCGGCGACAGUCACAGGCAAGUGCGACAUCAAAGCGAAGAACCAGGGUGGAGGCUGGCCAUCGCGGCGCCUCAACAACCGACCGGGACGCGAAGCCUGGAUUGUCGCCAAGCGCCAGCACCGACACUCUGAGAAUUACUGCCAGCUGGGAUUAA
Messenger RNA from Durusdinium trenchii, 1698 nucleotides. Lineage: Eukaryota; Dinophyceae; Suessiales; Symbiodiniaceae. The record is from the annotation of a GenBank genome assembly.